Lotus japonicus is the source of this 3861-nucleotide messenger RNA. RefSeq names its product receptor-like protein EIX1. The transcript has 2 exons. Gene Ontology annotation, cellular component: plasma membrane. The record is from RefSeq and is a predicted model, not a curated record. Gene Ontology annotation, molecular function: protein binding. Bases 220 to 3552 code for a protein of 1110 amino acids. NCBI's taxonomy places the organism in Eukaryota, Viridiplantae, Streptophyta, Magnoliopsida, Fabales, Fabaceae.
CAGAUACUACUUUUAAAUAAUUAAUUAAUAAGACAAAAUACAUACUAACAUUUUAUAUUAUAAUCAGCUGGAAUGGAAAAUUGAAAAGAUAAGUAAUAUGUGGAUCACAGUUCUCAGUAGAGACUAGAGACUUUUCCAAGUCGUUGUUCCUUGUCUUCUUUGUAAGUUUUUCCCCCCAAUUUCUGUUUGUAUAGCUAUAAAUAUUGCUAGCAGUAGGAAAUGCAAAUUCAUACCACAAUCAGUCAUAGUGUGUUCACCACAAUGUCAGUGAUGAAUCCAAUCUCUUUGAAACUGAUUAAAGCCAUAUUAAUGGUGUGUUUGGUGUUGCAGGUUGAACUUGUUUAUGCACAAGAGGCUAUUAGGUGCAUACAAAAGGAGAGGCAAGCACUCCUUCUCUUUAAGGCUGACCUCAUUGAUUCCUUUGGCAUGCUCUCAUCUUGGACCACUGCAGAUUGUUGCCAAUGGAAGGGAAUUCGCUGCAGCAACCUCACUGGCCAUAUCCUGAUGCUCGACCUUCACGGUCAUGUGGGGGAAUCUGAAUUUGAUGACUCAAGAUCUUAUCUCAGUGGUAAGAUUCACAAGUCACUGACGGAGUUGCAGCAAUUGCAGUAUUUGAACCUCAGUCAGAAUGAGUUUGAUGGCAGCCACAUUCCAGAUUUCUUUGGUUCUCUCAAUAACUUGAGAUACCUUGAUCUGCCUUGCUCUGAUUUUGGCGGAAAAAUUCCAUGUGAAUUUGGUGCUCUUUCACAUUUGAAAUACUUAAAUCUUAAGAGGAAUUUUCAAAUGGAGGGGUCAAUCCCUUCUCAACUUGGAAAUCUCUCCAACUUGCAGUUUCUUAAUCUCAGGUACAAUUCUUUUGAAGGAACUAUUCCAUCUCAACUUGGAAAACUUUCAAAGUUGCAAGAGCUUUAUCUUAGUGGAUAUAGUGAUAGUCUGAAAAUUAAAGAUGGGAAUCAUGACGGAGGUCAGUGGUUAUCUAAUCUCACUUCUUUAACCCAUCUUUACUUGGACUCAAUAUCUGAUCUUAACACUUCUCGUAACUGGUUGCAAAUGAUUGGUAAGCUUCCAAAACUAAAAGAACUAAGUUUGUCUGAUUGUAGCCUUUCCGAUCAGUUCAUCCUUCCAUUGCACCAUUCCAACUUCAAAUUUCCAUCUACUUCCCUUUUGCUCCUUGAUCUCUCUGGAAAUAGCUUCUCAUCCAUGAUAUUCCAAUUGGUCUCAAACAUCAGCUCCAACCUUGUUGAGCUUUACCUCGAUGAGAACAACUUGGACGCUCCCCCACCAAAUGACUUUGGCAGGGUGAUGAAUUCUCUGGAGCGACUUUACCUCUCUGAUAAUAGACUCAAGGGUGAGGUUAUGAAAUCCUUCAAGAAUAUAUGCACCUUACGUACUUUAUACAUGGAAGAAAACAAUUUGACUGAAGACCUUCCAUCAAUUCUUCAUAAUUUAUCUGGUGGUUGUGUUCGAUACUCUUUACAAGAGUUGAGUCUGAGUGCUAAUCAAAUCACUGGCUCCUUACCCGACCUUUCAAUAUUCUCAUCAUUGAAAACAUUGGACAUUACAAUGAAUCGGUUAAGUGGAAAGAUACCUGAAGGUAGCAGAUUGCCAUCUCAGUUGGAGGUUUUGUCAAUCAAAUCAAACUCUUUAGAAGGGAGGAUUCCGAAAUCAUUUUGGAAUGCAUGUACACUGCGCUAUUUGGACCUAGGAAAUAAUAGUCUGAGUGGAGAGCUUUCGGUUCUAAUCCAUCACUUGUCUGGAUGUGCUAGAUACUCAUUACAAGAAUUAUAUCUAGUGAUGAAUCAAAUAAAUGGCACACUUCCUAUUCUCUCACUAUUCUCCUCAUUAAGAAGCUUAAAUCUUUUUAGAAAUAGGCUUAGUGGGAGGGUUUCUGACUCUCAUUUUGCUAAUAUGUCUAAGUUAGUGAGAUUGCAGUUGUCGGACAACUCAUUGGCUCUAACAUUUACCAAAAAUUGGGUCCCACCUUUUCAAUUGCAACAAAUACAUUUGAGAUCUAAUAAGCUAGGUCCUACAUUUCCCAAAUGGUUGCGAACACAAACUGACAUUCAUACUCUUGAUAUUUCUAAUGUUGGAGUAUCAGGUAUUGUUCCUAAGUGGUUUUGGGAGAAGCUACGGGGCUUUUCACAAAUGUCACCAUAUCAGAAGAUUGAUAUUUCAAACAACAAUCUGAAAGGUAUAAUUCCAAAUUUUCCAGUGAUGAAGUAUUAUCGUCCUUUUCUAUCUCUAGCUUCAAAUCAAUUUGAAGGUUCUAUUCCACAGUUUCUACGGGGCUUUUCAUAUCUUGAUGUGUCUCAUAAUAAAUUUUCGGAGUCUCGAUCAUUUUUUUGUGCUUCUGGUACAGCUGAAAGUUUGUACCAGUUGGACCUUUCAGAUAAUAAGUUAUUUGGACCAAUUCCCAAUUGUUGGUAUAAUUUCAAGUCAAUAGCUUAUUUAAACUUAAGUCACAACACUUUUUCUGGAAAGAUUCCUUCAUCAAUGGGAUCUCUUCUUGGACUUCAAGUAUUGUCGUUAAGAAACAAUAGCUUAACAGAGGAGAUCCCUUCCUCCUUGAGGAAUUGCACAAAAUUGGUAAUGCUAGAUGUCGGAGAGAAUAGAUUAUCAGGAACCAUCCCUUCUUGGAUUGGGAGCCACUUACAAGAGUUGCAAGUUUUAAGCUUAGGAAGGAAUCACUUGUUUGGAAGUUUACCGUUAAAACUGUGUAAUCUAAAAGAAAUUCAAGUCUUGGAUCUUUCAUUGAAUAACCUAUCUGGGUCAAUUCCUAAAUGCUUCAUAAAAUUUACUUUGAUGGCUCAAAAGAUUUCUUCAAGAGAUUAUCCACUUCAUGCGUACAAUGCCAAAUCUAUUUUUGGAUACUUGGUGGCAACACCAUACGAUUUAAAUGCAUUCUUAAUGUGGAAAGGUGUUGAGCAAAAUUUCCAGAAAGAUCAGUUAUUUCUUUUGAAAAGCAUUGAUCUUUCAAGUAAUCACUUGUCAGGAGAAAUUCCAACAGAAAUCGGGGAUCUAUUUGAGUUGGUUUCAUUAAAUUUAUCAAGAAACAACUUGACAGGGAAAAUUCCUUCAAAUAUUGGAAAGCUUGCAUCACUUGAUUCUCUUGACCUGUCAAGAAACCAAUUGCUUGGUUCAAUUCCUUCUAGUCUUUCUCAAAUUGACCGACUUGCUGCCUUAGAUGUGUCACACAACCAUCUAUCUGGACAAAUUCCUACUGGCACUCAAUUACAGAGUUUCAAUGCCUCAAAUUAUGAAGAUAAUCUUGAUCUUUGUGGGCCACCACUUCAAAAGUUGUGCAUUAAAGAGGAGCCAGCACAAGAGCCAAUAAAUAAACAUCACAAGGAUGAAGAUUUGUUUUUCACUCAUGGGUUUUACAUCAGUAUGGCAUUUGGAUUUGUUAUUGGCUUCUGGGGGAUCUUUGGCUCAAUCAUUAUCAAGCGGUCCUGGCGACAUGCUUAUUUCAGGUUCUUGAACAACUUAUCAGACAAAAUUUAUGUUGUGGCAACCUUGAAUUUCGCAAAAUGCAAGAGAUGUCUCUCAAGCUAGCAGCAAUCUUCUGAUUAUGGUGGCACUUCUACUUAGUUCAGCACUGCUCAAUCAUAGCAACAUUGUGAAUGUGCUAAUGUACUUCAUAUUUUAAGUAGUUAACUAGCUUUUGAAAACUAUAUUUAGCUUACUCUAGUGGACAUUUUGUUUGGAUUUUCUCGGUUUGUUUUAUGUAAUUUGCUACAUUUGGUAUGAAUUAAUUUUAAGACUACAGUUGGGUCCUAUUUGUUGGUUUUUUGUAAUUAACUACAUUUCGAUGGUAUUUGUGAGUACUAUGGAGCAUGGUAAUAAGCAUACAUGACUUUUUUU